CGCUUCACACCUGACCCAGUUUAUAAUGAAGGACAGGGUGUUGAAAUCUGGAUCGUAGACACCGGCAUCCGUCCCACCCACUCUGACUUUGGAAACAGGGCCUCUAUAGUGUUUGAUGCCUACGGUGGAAAUGGUACAGACUGCAACGGUCACGGCACCCACUGUGCUGGUAUUGCAGCAGGUUCUUACUUUGGAGUGGCAAAAAAAGCAACUAUCAGAAGUGUGAAAGUUCUGGGUAGAACUCCUUGUGGUUCAUCAGGUCCUUAUUCAAAAAUAGUGAAUGGGUUGGAUCAUGUCAUUGAGGCUGCCAGGCAUCCGGCUGUCGUGUCAAGUUCCAUUGCUCGGGGGAAAAACACGUUUUACGAUCAAGCAGUGAAAAAUAUAGUUUCUGCAGGUAUUCCAGUGGUGGUUGCUGCUGGGAACUUGAAUGCUGACGCUUGUAAUACAUCUCCAGCUUGGCUUAGUCAGGUGAUCACUGUAGGUGCUACUAAUAGCCGUGAUGAGAGAUGGUUCGUUUCAAACUAUGGGAAGUGCGUCGACAUUUUUGCUCCUGGUAGGGCUAUCGUAAGCGCAGGUUGGAAAACUGACACAUCAAUUACAACGAUGUCUGGGACCUCCACAGCCUGUGCACACGUUGCAGGAAUUGUCGCUCUCUACUUGGCCCAGAAUCGGACUCUGUCACCUGCCGAGAUUAAAUCGAAACUCAAGACAUCUGCAACUACGCACCUAUUGUCAAAUGUGGGACAAGGCAGCCCCAAUCGUCUUGCAUACAUUGAUCCUUAGUAACACACCAUCGUGGUGUUGAUAUGUUGAUGAAACCAACCACGGAGACCACGGACUUCAUUCGAAAUGUAUUUCAUUUUGACCUUAUUAGACAUAUGUUAAUUGAUCAUUGCCGGUGUUGGUUCAUAAAUUGUUUCAGUCUAUUUGGCUUGUUAGAUCUACAUGGUAACUAUGUUUUAUUCCCAAGUAUAGACGAAGAUAUAUCAGAUUUCAGUAGAAUAACAAUAAUUGUCAAAGGAGGCAUUGAACAGAAAAAAUAAGCACUGUUUGGUACGCAUCUGGACCCAGUGGAACAACUGUGGCACUGCAUUAGCUCAGCAACAUGCUACUGCAUAUCUUUAUUUGGUAAUGCUAAGUCACACAUUCAAAUCUUUCAUCGAAAACAUGGAAAAUACUAAUGAUUUAACUCUUGGAAUGUGACAUAUAUAGAAGAGAGAUGGUCGGAAGUUAUCUUAAAGCGAGCAUAACUAACAAAAUUAUUCGGCUAUGUUUAUGACAACCUUUAAAUAUGUCAUAUACAACUGGUUGCAAGAAGACAAACAGAUGUUCGCAAAGAUGCCUCGGUGUUAAGAAUUAAUUGUCGAAAAUAAAAUUUAUUGAAACUAAAUGCAAUCCA
This is a messenger RNA of Acanthaster planci (crown-of-thorns starfish), 1399 nucleotides long. RefSeq lists its product as uncharacterized. NCBI's taxonomy places the organism in Eukaryota, Metazoa, Echinodermata, Asteroidea, Valvatida, Acanthasteridae. Gene Ontology annotation, molecular function: serine-type endopeptidase activity. Gene Ontology annotation, biological process: proteolysis. The record is from RefSeq and is a predicted model, not a curated record.